Messenger RNA from Nematostella vectensis (starlet sea anemone), 10810 nucleotides. Its product is annotated as polycystic kidney disease 1-related protein. NCBI's taxonomy places the organism in Eukaryota, Metazoa, Cnidaria, Anthozoa, Actiniaria, Edwardsiidae. The record is from RefSeq and is a predicted model, not a curated record. Gene Ontology annotation, cellular component: membrane. The coding region runs from base 119 to 9595 and encodes 3158 amino acids. Gene Ontology annotation, molecular function: protein binding. Gene Ontology annotation, biological process: kidney development. The transcript is spliced from 57 exons.
AGUGAGAACAUGAUACACACCACAAAUAAGCUAUUUGGUUUGAACUGCGAAGCAUACUGCGACGUAGACGUCCAUUUUUGCGAUUUUAAUGGAUAGAAAUGAGUGAAGUAAUGAGUCAAUGGCGCUUGCUUGUUCCUGGGGCUUGUUGUUUGCUGUAUUGAGCGUUCAAUUGGGUCUGGCCGUUUCUAGAGGCUCAUUUUAUCAAGGCUGUUUUCCUAGAACUGCAACAAUAGACUGGGUAGAAACUGAUCCGGUUGGGUUUGAAAAACACUUUGGCUGUGUGAGCUCCUGUGCUAGACAGGGUUAUGACUAUGCUGCUUUUCAAUCACAUGACGAAGGCUGUUUGUGUGGCUCUGACCUCGUCCUGGGUAGCGGUAUCAGCCCAUCUGCUUGCGAGACAAGGUGUUUGUCAGGUAUAGAAUGCAGUACCCAGGAAAACAGCAGUGUGUACUCCACGGCUGUACCAAUCAUAGAAUCUUUGGUGCUGACACCACAUUUCGAAAGAAUUCCUGCAAAUACUUUUGCGGAAUUUGAAGCCUCUGUAACAGUCAACAGAUCUGGGAACUUCUUUGACUUGGACUCAGUAGUCCUGAGAAACCAGACAUUAGCAAAUGUUCAGUUCGAUUGGAAGAUCAACCAUCAGGUCAAAAAAACAAGCUUUGAGUUCCUGAAUGGAACUCACCUACAUGUGCUCUUCAACGUGACUGUAAAACCUGGAAACUUUUCCAUUUGCCUUGAAGUUUCCAACUUUGUGUCCAAGAGUGAGAGGUGUGCCAUUCUUGAAGCUUUGUCCUGCGUUGAAGAUCUUCAUUUGGUUGAUGUUUUGCCAGGAAAUAAAAAUCCUGCUCUUGACGAACAGGUCCAAGUAAAAGUUUCUGUUGAAAGCGGGUCUAAAGUGACAUUUUACUGGGACUUUGGAGAUGGGAAUGGUGAAAAAUCCAUUGGUGCCACAAGCCAGUUAUAUAUCUGUUCACCUAGUUGUCUAACUAUACAGCAUCGGUACAAAGAUUGUGGGAACUAUUCCUUGUCACUUACUGCCAAGAAUGACAUUAGCCUACAGAGACUGGCUCCUCUAGCAUUUAUAGUGGAUGAUGAAACCAUCACUCUCCCUAAAUAUUCAUUUCCCAAUCCAAAAUACAAAGUUUAUGGCUUACCAAACAAAGAUAUGGUACUAAGUGUCGACCCUGCUAUAGGAUGCAACCUGUAUUACAAUUGGAGUUUAGGGGAUGGAGGCCCUGAUAUCACAACUACAGGCCCAAAUAUUACUUAUCGUUAUCAGAACAUAAGUAAAUAUACCAUUACAGUUGUGGUGUACAAUCAGUUCUUCAAUAAGCCUUACCCUCGCAAUAUACUGGUGUACAUUGAACCGCUUCUAACAGGUGUUAACCUGACUAUCAGUGGGAAGCAUGAGCCUUAUGUGCUCAGCACAAUGACUACAUACACCUUCAAGGCCCAUGUGAGUCCUCAGCAUGGUAGCAAGGACGCCAAGAAUUAUAUUUGGCACUUAAAGAAGGGAGAUGAAGAGAAAAUUAUAUCUGGCUCAGAAAAUACAAAACACAUAUUGAUACACAACCCUGGGAGCUACCUUGUCUCAGUUGAGGUAGUCAAUGGGGUCAGCAAUGUGACGUCACCACCCUUCUUUGUUUGUGUGCAGCAUCCGGUCGGAAGGGUAAUCCUUGAGCAUGAUAGGCUUGUUCAGCUUGAUGAAGCAGUGCAGUAUAGUGCUGAUAUUGAAGAAGGUAGUGACUUUCUGUUGAACUGGGACUUUGGUGACCAACAAAGGAUAACAACAACAAACACAACGAAGAUCAGCCACACUUAUAGAAGAACCGGAAAGUAUUUGGUGAGACUGAUGGUAUACAACAAAAUCAACCAUGUGAAUGCCAGUAUGACAGUGUUUGUAAGCAGACUUUCUUCUUGUAACCUACAAGUCCAGAUAUCUGGGGAGAGAGAAUUACAGGUUUUUCGCUCAAGCAAACUAUAUCUUGAGGCUUUGGUACAACUAGAAUGCAUUGAACACCAUAAGCUACUUUAUAAUUGGACGGUGACCUCUGGUAAUGGUAAUCAAAUAAACACCAGGGGCCUCAACACUACGGAACCAACACUAAUCAUACCACCAUCGUUUUUGCCCUAUGGUGAAAAUCAGUUCCUGGUAAAGGUUACACUUUUGGGAGAGGUCCUUGAAGCCACUGACAUUAAGAAAGUGCGUGUCGAACCACAUGGGAUUGUAGCUGUCAUCAAGGGAGGUACAAUGCGUGUAAUUGGAUACAGGUCAAGGGGAAACAUAACAUUGGACGGAAGUGAUUCAUAUGAUCCCGAUUACCCUGAUCAUUCACACCAAUUAAGUUAUGAGUGGCUUGUUCAACCAAUGAAUGGCAAUAACAACAACAAUCCACUAUAUAACAUUCCCCCUGAAGCCUUGAGGACCUCACAGCUAACAUUUCCAGCAAGUGAAGUCCUACCAAACCUUGAGGCUCUAAACAUCACCCUCACGGUCUCAAAACGAAUGCGACAACAGAAAAGCAAGCAUGCUGUUCAGAUGAUUCGUAUGGUAGAUUCUGAACCAUAUCUGCUGUCCAUAGAAUGCCCACAAUGUGUAAAUGGCCUGGUAAACCCAAAUGAUGUAUUGGUCCUUCGAGGCUCUUGUCUUACUUGCCCUAAAGACAUCAAAGAUGUGUUCUUUGAAUGGAGUCUCUACUUGGUGAAAGAGGAAGCGACACUUCCCCAAACUCCAGAAUGCUACUCUGAACUACCUACUAAGGCAACAAAUUCGCUUACACGGGGAACAGAAAGACCGAGGACUACUUUUCCAGAAACAGGAAUUACAAUGCGACCAACCCCAGGCCCAGUGUCUGGAUUUCCUGGCUCAUUACCAACCACUGGCCCAGGAAUAUCAGGGGCUACUGUGCAAAGAGGAGAUGUCUGCAACAGUAAAAUUGAUUCACCGACUGUUCCACCAACUAGAUGUGCAUUCAUGUCACGGUUCAACGACUUCCGAAGUUUAGAUUGUACUAAUGCUCCGGUUACUGGUGGUACAAACAACCCCGUUGUCACCCCUGGAAGUGGGUGGGGCUCUGCAAUGGGGCUAACAACUGGUCACAUCAGUUCAGGAUCUGGUGUUAAUUUCCCCACGCAACCUGUGAAUCCAGAUCCAUCAACAAGAGACCCUGACACUUCACCCAGCUCGUCAACACGUACGUCCAGCACACCUCAGCCUACCAGGGCUACUGGUACACCAACUAGGCCUACCAGCGACAGCCUCUUCGAUCCUAAUUACCAUGUCACCGUACCAUUAGCCACCAAAAGCAUUUUUCAAAUCAAGCGUUGGGCACUGACUUUCAAGGACUCUGAAACGACUACUGGUCGAAGAGCUAGGAACCUGGUUGUCAACGAGAACAAGCUACAACCUGGACAUAGCUACAUGUUGGCUUUGCGUGUAAGAGACAAGGAGGCCAAGAAAGGAAUGGCCAGCAUUAUCUUCAAGGUGAACGAGCUUCCAGUGAAUGGGAGGUGUUCGGUGUUUCCUCUGACAGGGGUGGAGCUUGAAACUGCUUUUAUAGUGCGAUGCUUGGGCUGGAAGGACAAGCUCCAACCGUUGGGCUAUGAGGUGUCAUACAGUCAAAGGCGGGCAUCUGGACCCUACAGGCUGCUCUAUACUGGCUCUAAUAAUCGCAUCUCUGUUAUUUUGCCGUCUGGUCCACCACAGCAGGACUAUAAGGUCUAUAUCAUGGUGUCUGUAUACAACAACAAAGGUGCUCGAGUUGCCGUUUGCCCCAUGACGCUCACAGUCAAACCUGCAGCGUUUAAUAAUUCUGCAACAAUCGAGGAGAUAUUAUAUAACAGAACUAGAAAUGGGAAUAAGUUAAGAGUGCUCCAGGAGACGGGGCAAGAUCACAGAGUGAAGCAAACGCUGGUCGUGUCGGCCAGGAUGCUAAACAGCCUGGAGACUGUGAAGAAUACCACUUCGCGCUUUUUCUUGCGAGUGAAGACACGAUUAUUUAUGCUAAGGGUUCUGCAAACACUCCAUAUUCGAGACACGGCCUCAGCAAUUCACAGUGCAGAAGUGCUUGAAGACGCUACAAGGGUGCCGUACGAACUAAAUUACGAAAGCUUGCAACUGGCCACUGGUAUCACAGAAAAGAUAAAUCAUCAAAUUCAGCGAUUUGCAAAAGAGAACCAACGUCUUAGUGACAGCGUGUUGGAGUUAAUGACCAGGCUUGCGGCGAACCUCAUCACAGGAGCUACACUUCUAUAUGACAGCUAUAACAAGUCUAGCACAGCGAAUGACACAUCGUCAUGGAAGAAGAUUGUCCUUGUGCCUCUAAAUGCUGUCAACGAUAUUGCAAAGCUAAAGAUCAGUCACACCGUCCUUGGUGAGAGUGCCACUGUAGUAAACCAGUCUAGUGUCAGCGUGAUGGCCCAUUUGUCCAGCGUCACAUCUAGCUCCUCUAUGACCUUACACCAUGCCACGUUUACCCUUCCACCGAACAUGGAUACGCACCUGAGGGCUGCUGGCGCCUUCCCAGAUGAUGGCUGUGUCAGCACCAUGGCAACAGUGUAUGGCAAGAACCCAUACAUCUGGGUUGACAGUCAACAGCAUCAUAGCACAGUUGCGAGUCUUGGCCUUAGUACAUGUCAAGGACAAGAAAUCCCUGUCAAAAACCUUAGCCAGGAUAUCAUGGUUACUUUACCUUGGAGGGAGCCUAAGAUGUUAGAGGACGGUCAGCGUGCGACAGUUGAAUGGCAACACUUGAACGUGCAUACAAUUGACAUCCGCGGCAAGCAAAACCAUUCACUUCAUCUUCAUAUCAAUGUCGAUUCUCACAUAACGGACGGUUUCGUGGUGCAGCUGAUGCUACGAACCAGUGGAAACAGUUCUUUUAGCAACUUUAGGCUAUUGAAAGCAACGUCCGGAGAAUCAAUGGAUUUGUUCUUAGCUGGAGAGCAUUUAAAGGAAGCUGACUCGGCUAUUGAUGUGGGUGUCAUGCUGAAGAAUGCAGAACAAAGCCGCAUUAAGAAGAUUCUCAGUGUCACCGAAGUGAAUUACUCAUUCAUCAGCCACUGGAUAGGGUGUUACUACUGGAACACUAGCCAAGAUAAGUGGCUCGGAGAUGGCUGUCGCACAACUAACCAGACAACCCACCACUCAGUUCACUGCAGAUGUAACCACUUGACUGCAUUUAGUGGCGCCAUACAGCUCGCACCAAACCCUCUACAUGUCAAAGAUUUACGUAAAAUCGAAAGCGUCAGUGAGAAUCCUGUAACUCUGGUUUUGGUGCUGUGUUUGAUCGUUUUGUACUUCAUUCUUCUCAUAUUCUGUGCACGUGCCGACAAAUACGAUAACCGAAAACAGAGGAUUGUGCAUAUUGCCGGCGUGCCAUCCAGAAUGCCGCAAAGGUACAAGAUCACUGUGGAGACUGGUCACUGGUUUGGCUCCGGUACUACUGCUAAUGUAGUGAUACUGUUGCACGGAGAGAACCACAGUUCCGACCCCAUAGAGCUGUCAGCGCACAACAAACCAGUAUUUGAGCGCGCCUCAAAGGAUGUCUUCAUCUUCAGCUCCCCAGAAAGCUUGAGCCCUGUUUGGAAAAUUCACAUAUGGCAUUACAACGAAGGCAAGAGCCCGAGCUGGUAUCUGAACAGAGUUAUCAUCAAGGAUCUCCAGACGCAGCAGAAAUGGUAUUUCAACUGUUACCGUUGGCUUGCUGUAGAUGAAGAAGACGGCCAGGUUGAUGUGGAACUUCUAGCGACUAGUGCAGACAAGUCGCAUUCUGCCGUGGGUUUCUAUUACACUUGUAUGCGAGGCCUCAUGGACUACCAUUUAUGGCUCUCUGUUCUUGGCAGACCUUCGUACAGCCGAUUCACUCGUGCACAGCGUCUUACCUGUUGCCUGUCCCUUUUACUGAGCUAUCUGGCAGCUAACGCCGCUUGGUAUAAAGUAAAUGACAAGCAGCAACAUAUGGUACUUGGGUUUCUGGACCUAGACUGGCAAACUGUAGUAACAGGGCUUAUAAGUGGGAUGGUUGCUCUGCUCCCUAACUUGAUCUGGAUGUGGCUCUUCCGUUUUGCCAUGCCACCGAGGUUCACUAGAACGGAGCCCACUGUUAAGAGCCUGACGAACGAAGCCGUCACCGAGAGCACCAUGUUACCGAAUCAAUUAAACGGACCAACAUUUCUUGGUGACGAGGACACGCUGUCCAUUCUAGACCAGUCAAUCGAGACUUUACUUCAACUCAGGAAAAUCAGCACGAAACCAAACUGGCGCCCAUCUAUGUUGAUGCCCACAUCGAUGGAUUCAAUAUAUGAGGGAUUCUCCGGCUCUGAAAGCUUGCUGGAUUCAACAGAGAUGAAGACAUCACCUGAUAUCUACCCGGAUAAGCCGACAGAUCAAUAUCAGCUCUCCUACCAAACUAUGUCGGGUUGUGAUGGCAGCAGUGAGCACGCCGAUUCCCACGUGACUCAGUCAGUGUCCCGCUGUUGCUCGGUGCCUCACUGGUGCACUUCAAUAGCUUGGAUAGGCUGUUUCGCUACUGUUCUUUUGGCUGUGUCUAUUACCGUAUGGUAUGGUCUGAGCUUUGGGUACGAAAAGUCCAUUCGCUGGUUGCAGUCUCUCAUCUUCUCUAUAGUGGAGUCUCUGCUCCUUUCACAGCCUCUCGCCGUCCUCGCCGUCCCUUUGUACAUCGCUUGCAGCUCUCGACCCGCCAGCCCCUCUGCCCCUCUUGGUGAGCCUAGUGAUGAUGCCGAGGUGGACGAGGGCUUUGAGGAUAUGCAGGCACCACCCUUCAAUUGCAUUGUAAGCAGCUUGGAGGAAACCUCAGAUAGGAUUCGCAUGUCCUUAGCCGUUCGCCAGCACCAGCGGUACUUGAAGUUUCUCCGCCCCCCUAAGAAAGCGAUGCUGUACGACUCGUAUGUCAAACGCGUACAGGACAGAACAGUUGUGGAAUACAUAUGCGAAAUGGUGUCCACUUUGAUAUUCCUUGUGAUCGUCGGUAGCCUCGUCAGCGGUCUGUGGUACCCAGGUACUUACUCCAUGAACGAGACAAUCAAGCAGACUAUCACCAGCAAUAUGCUACCGUCUUCCAACAUGCGCAUGGACUACUGGUGGUCAAGGAAACAUGCCCACGUGAUUGACCUUCUUUAUUGGCGCCCCCCUGGUGCUGCCAGGGAGUCACCACAGAUAUUCCUUCGCGGAACACAGAGUUUUCUCGUCGGAAAGCCACGCAUUUUAUACCAACACUCAUUCAACAAACAGAUUUGCGAUCAUGGGAGAAACAUCUCACUGCAUGGUGUCAACAGUAGCCGCGAGUGCUGGACCACGUGUGAUUUACAAAAACACUCUUGGCACAGUCUUGAGCUGAGUAGAGAUAGGUCUCACGCACAUAUGGACAUGAAGAAAAUGCUGAGAUCCCUCACGCCCUGCAUCCAACAGAUCAUUGUUCAGUUCAGCCUGUUCACACCUACCAAUAAUAUGUCUAGCACUGUAUCAUGGGAGUUAACGACAUCAUUAGUAGGGGAGCUUGAAAGUCGUGUGACCGUGCAUUCCUUCCAAAGCAGCUAUGUUAAGACAGCCCUUGGCGUUCUCUGCAAGAUAUGCAAGGUGCUUUUUGUAGUAUGUUACGUGUACCUAGUACACCACGUUCUGAAAGCCGUGCGCAAGUCAAAAGUCAAGUUGUUCUUUUGUUUUUGGAGCUGCCUUGAGGUCUGCCUAGUGGUGAUAUCCACCCUAAGCUUGGCGGUGUACGUCCGCUGGUCCAUGGCACAUUAUGCACUCUACAGAGAAGUCCUCACCAAUCUCAAUGAUAAUGCUUUCGAAGCUGGCGAAGUCGUCCACUCUAGCGAGGGGCUGCUGCUGUACCUGUAUUCGCUGAUGGUCUUCCUGUUGAUGGUCAGGACGCUCCACGCCUUCAGGAUAUUCCCCUUCAUGAAGAGACUUGGCUAUGUCCUCACGCUCGCUUCGCGCCAUCUGGCUGGUGUGGCGGUGAUGACAGUGGUUUACCUUCUUACAUUCACUCAUCCGGGAUACCUCCUAUUUGGCCGUCUCCAUGGCGCCUUUAGGAGCUUCUCGUCCGCGUUCCUGACGGUCAGUGGAAUGUUGAGGAUGCGCGGUACGGCUGUGCUAGAGAAUGGUUUCCACCGCGAGCUGCCUGUGGCCAGCACAGUGUUUGUGGCGUUGUACUUGCUUGGGGUACUAGUGAUCACUCGCUCACUGAGUGCGUCUGUGGUAAGAUGGAUGUACCAUUACUCCAAAAAGCUCCUAGAUUACGACGCUGCCAACUUUCUACUGGACUAUGGGAUGAGCAAGCUGUAUUCGUUGAAGAGGCCCAAGACGAGAGAAGAGACGGUUUUUAACGAGGAUAGUGAUGAGGAAGAAGAAGACCAAAAGAUCGUACCAGUUGAAUACGCGGUGGACGAAGUGGAGACCCAGAUGGAAGAGUUGCUUUUCAGGAUGGACAACCUCGUGGGAGCAGGAAACUUAGAAGCCAGGCUCUUCGAAUACUCCACUGAUUUCCUGUCCAGCGACGAGGGCGAGGUUGAGUACCUGUUUCGCCGCGACACCAGCGAUGCCCUUUACUGCUACAACGACGACAUUUACUAUCACCGCGACGGUGUUGGAGACUUCUACUACCACCGCGACACCAACGACGACUUGUACGCUGCAAGUGGCUACGAGACGGACCAGAGCAUACAAACAUACGGCUCCAUGCCACGCUUCAGGGACACACAAGACGACGUCCCAGGCUUUGAUUCUGGGGCUUUGUCCAAUGAUGUGUUCUUUGAUGAAAGUUAUUCAAGUUUGCCAACCGCCCCCAAGACUGCAGCCACUUCUUUAUCUAAUGCCAGACACUUACGCGAGGAAGGGCUUUGGAUGCAUCCUCUAAGAAGCACUCAUGAACCUGCAGCUGGUUUGAAUAAAAUACCUCACACCCGCCGUAAUUCUCAGGGGCUUGCAUCGCAAUCUGAAAGGUCUCUGAGCCGUCGCCAAUCCGAUCCCACAAAGGAGCGUGCUAAAGGGAAACGUCCCGCUCUUACAAGGAAGCCAAAGAUACGUCCAGGUGAGUCGUUCUUGGACGACUUAGCGAGGGACGAGUGUUUAUCCGAGGAGACCAUCAGUAUUCCGGACGAGACACGGCCAGAUCUCAGUACUUACCGAACGAGGAAUGUCGAAGAGAGAAAAGCCAUAAAGAAGACAAAGAAGCGACGAGGCCGUGGAUUGGGUCUUUUCCCAGUCACAGCUGUGUCCCCGGGUGAUGAAGGGGAGGCUAUCGACAGACCACCUAUCCAGCUCCAGGGUUUUAUCAACCAUGUAGCCCUGGGGGAGAUCAGCAGUGAAGACCUGGAGAGGUCAGCCAGAUCACAGGAGAGACUAACAGGAUCAGAGGAGAGAUGGGCCGAAACACAGGAGACACCGGUCGGAUCACAGGAGAGGCCAUCCGAUCAGCCAAGGGAGCAGAGUCACGCAAAAGUCCAUGAUUCUCGCUGGGCUGGACAUGCUCCUCGUGGUCUCAUCGCCGAUAUAAGCAUGAACUCACUUCCUCAGUCGCGUGUUCCAACGGACCACGACAAACCGAAAGGCGUCAACGCUUGGGUGCCAUAGAUUUCUGUACUUCUCUAGUAUUUAAGGUGUUAUCUUGCAGAAAAUAUAGUUGGUGCAUUAAGCUCGUGCUGUAAUGACGCCACUAAUCGGCAUAACAGGACAUCAACUUGCCCCCUUCCGAGAGGAAUUCAAUUACGUUGGUGGCUGCCAAUUUUUUUUUCUUGAUUUAAGGUCUUGGUUAAAGUUGCCCUCGGGGGAGGCCAUUUCUAAUAGUAUUUAUCAAAUUGACUGAAAUGUCUAUAUCAUUUAUAAUAUAUAAUUGUUUAUUCGUUGUUUAUAAAAUGUGGUUUAUGGAUAUGAUUGUUGAGCGCUUCCUGGCAUCAGAAUGUUUUGUCAACGUAGUGCAGGGCAACAAAAGCCGAAACAUGUUAUUGCGUAUGUUUGCUCUACAUUUCAAUGACCUAGGUCAAGUUAGAUGUAUUGAAUAAGGAAAAAAUAAUUAUGUAGUCAAAAGUUUUGAAAUAAAGUAAAAACCUGCGCGUAAGAACCUAGAAUUUUUAAGAACCCGUGACACCAUUUGCAUAAGAAUCUGUUAAGCCUAAAAUAUGUAUCUGGAAUAGGUUCUAUAUUUCAAUAAUUUAAAAAUAAUUUGAAACAAAAAUCACAAAAUAACAGUACUAUGAAAUGUAUAUACAAUUGACAAUAUUACUUUAUUCUAAAGAUUUCCAGAACUGUGCUUUUUCUUUACUAAAAAGAAACGCAUAGUUACAUAUUUGCCGAGACCACGAAAUUAUCCAUGUCAGGUAUGGAAGCAGAGGUCCCCUAGACGCGCAAACGUCCAUGGUUUUCGCUGGGCCAUUAAAUUAAGAAUACGUUAGGAAAGCUUGGGAAAUAGUAGGUCCUUACUCGCGGGUGUUUACGCGUAGUUAAAUUGGCUCUACACAAAUCUAAAAUGAUAAUUAUUUUUUUAAUCUCGCAAUGUUUUAUCCGAUUCACUAGGAAAAGUGACUGCGAAAGUUCUUUGAUUUAACGGUUAUAGGAGUUUUAAUGAUAGUUACAAGGAAAUUCAUAUAUAUUGUUGAUCGGACAAAUUUAAUAUAUUUUUCUCUAUCCCUUCCAGUCAAUGCAUUCGCUAAAAACAGUUCGUUUGUAUAAUAAAAAUGUAUUUAUGUAUAAUAAUGAAGGUGCUUAGCAAUACUACUGCACAGGACAUUUUACAAUCAGAAAGAUUUAUAUAAAAGUUUUAUAUUGAAAUAAAAUAUGAGUAUAUCUUGA